AAAAUGUUUAUCGUAAUAUAAGCACAAUAUUAUUUGUUUAUCCGGAACGGUGUUCCUUGUCACAGUUUCCUCCGGAGUUCUUAGAGCGACGCGCUGUGGACGGACCGGUCGCAAACGACUCUGCACUCCCUGUAUAAGUGCACUAUAUAAAGUGAAAUAGUUUGGACACACACUUGCGCGUUAUUUGAAUAAGUAGUAUAUAUCUCUGUAGCGCGGUGAUAUAGCAGAUCUAUUUCAAUUCUUUUGUAAUGUCUGGGGUGUUUUUUUGGUGUCUACAUCCUGUGAAGUGCACCCAUGUAGGGAAGAAGGCGUGAUUUGGGAUUUGGCCCGCGGAAAGUCCGACUGAUUUGGAGAAGCUGAGUAGAGAUAAGAUACGCUGUGUAAACAAACCGGUUUAACGGUUAAACUUUUUCAAUCAGAGCUUCUUUAACGGACAAAAUGGCGUCCCGGUCCCUGUCCUCUUCCCCCGACUCAGCGAAGCCCGACCCCGGGGAGGAGCGCGGUGUGGAGUCCGGUACCGGCUCAGACUUGGAGGGAGCAGAGCUCGAGCGCGAGUUUGGGUCCGCCGCAGACAGAGUGCGCGAGCUCGUGCAGACCGCGAGCAGGGAGGAGCUUCUUUACCUGUACGCCAGGUACAAACAGGCCACAGUUGGGAAAUGUAACACACCCAAACCGGGGUUCUUCGAUUUCGAGGGUCAGAGGAAGUGGUCAGCAUGGAAGCAGUUGGGUGAUAUGAGUAAGGAGCAGGCCAUGCAGGAGUACAUUUCCUCUGUACACAAACUCGAUCCUGACGGAUUUAAGGAUUCUUCUGAGAGAAGGAGAGGAGAGCGCAGGACGGCGUUUGGUGGAGCAGCAGUGAGCUGUUUGUACCAGCAAGAGACGAUCAGGGAGGAGGAUAAGAACAUAUUUGACUACUGCAGAGAGAACAACAUCGAGCAGAUUCGCUCGGCCCUCAGCACACACAACGUCGACGUCAACACCAAGGACGAGGAGGAUCUCUCUUACCUGUUUCAGGGUCGAGCGCUGCUGCACUGGGCGUGUGACAGAGGACACAAAGAGCUUGUGACUUUCUUACUGAACAACAACGCCAACAUCAACAGCCAGGAUAACGAAGGCCAGACUCCUCUGCAUUACGCGUCUGCGUGUGAGUUUGGUGAGAUAGUGGAGCUCCUCCUGCAGAACGGUGCCGAUCCCUCCAUUAAAGACGGAGAAGGUUCUCUCCCUGAGGAAGUGACCGAGUCCAGCUCCAUCUCGUCUCUCCUUCGGCAGUACAGCGCUCCCAAAGGAUAAAACACACACAGACGCACACACACACACAGACACACACACCUGUAUCACUCCACAGCCGGUCUGAGUCUCUCUCUCUCUCUCUCUCUCUCUGUUAUUAUCAGGACAGAGCCGAGCCCGCUGUCUGUUUCUGGAGACUGCAUGUGGUUUAGGGGUUAGGGCACAGGUUAGGGGUGUCAGUAGGGAUCAGUUUUACUGCACACUCCAACUUUCCCCUGGUGAGUUCAGUGGUGAAGGAUCUUAAAAUCUGGAGAUUAGGGUUUAGGGGUUAGGGCAUAGGGUUUGGAAGUUAAAUUGGAGUGUAGGGGUUUGGAAAUUUAGGUCAAACUCCUAAUUUCUAAACCCUAAAUCUAACCAAUAAUCACCCAGACCUUAAUCCCUAUUCCCUAAUCCCUAAACCCUAAUCCCUAAACCCUAAUCCCUAACUCAAACCCCCCUAAUUCUAACUCGCACUGUAAACCCCAACACUUUAGCAGUCAGUAUUGAUGCAGAAUAAACAACACUGAACUGACUUCUUCUUUACACGUGCAUUAUGAAGUGAAUUUACUUCUUAGUGCGGCUGUGGAGUGCACACUAUCUCUCUCUCUCUCUCUCUCACACACACACACACACACACACACACAUUCCGGUUUUAUUUAAAACUUAGCCUCACUGUUAUUGUUGUUCUAUUAAAAUCGCUGAAUCUUAAAAACAGUGUUGUUCCUACAUUUUUUUUUUUGUUUUUUUUGUUAGGGGGUGUGUGUGUGUGUGUGUGUGUGUGUGUGUGUGGAUUUGUUUCUAUUAGUGUUGCAGGUUUUGUUUGCAGUUCUGUUUGUUCUGUUCACAAAUACAACAAUAAAAAUUAAAUGUUGUUGUGACUGUUUAUAUAAUCAUGCUUUAUACACAUGCUAAUCUAACAGAUCGUGUGUGUGUGUGUGUGUGUGUGUGUGUGUGUGUGUGCAUGUGUGGGAUUUUCCUGGAACAGCACAUCCCCGUGUGUGUUUUAUUCCUCUUGUUCUACAGCAAUUUACCAACAAUUACAAUUUUCUCUUUAUUAAAGAACGACACGUCAUACUUUUUAUCCAUUUAUAGUUACGUUUAAUGUUUUUUGCAAAAUGACCUGCGUUACAGCAGCUACAGAACACUCGUCCCCUCACCUGCCUCUCUUUAUUCUCGCUCUCUCGAAGUCAAGAAGAAGAAAAAAGCGUACCGUCACGUUACCAAGAAACCGCGAGGAAGCGUAAAAACUCCUCUGUCCUGAAGAUGUUGGAAAACUUCAAGUUACAGCUUCACCUCUGACACUGGAGACUCCUUCCCUACACGUUACAUAAACAUACAGGUCCCUGUGAUUGAGCUGUGACUAUAGAACGAGCGCAUUAAUGAUGAAUAAACUAAAUAGUGAUUUGUAGCUGCGCUACUGUCAGAGCUGCGGUUAUAGAUAAUGAAUCAACACCUUCUGGCCAAUCAGAACGGAGCAUUCAGCAGCACAGCACUGUGGGUAAUAUUUUCUGUUGUUUUCUCUAGCUCUGUUUACAGCAGUGCACUUUUCAUGAAAGCUGAGGGAGUGGUCACUAAUCCUAGUCUCUUCAUAAAUCUCGUUUCAUCUGCAUCCCAUCCAUCUACUUAGACACACACACACACACACACACACACACUUUGAGUAAAGAUUUAAAGUGGGUCAUUUUG
Messenger RNA from Ictalurus furcatus (blue catfish), 2952 nucleotides. RefSeq names its product acyl-CoA binding domain containing 6 (gene acbd6). The record is from RefSeq and is a predicted model, not a curated record. Lineage: Eukaryota; Metazoa; Chordata; Actinopteri; Siluriformes; Ictaluridae. Bases 439 to 1290 code for a protein of 283 amino acids. Gene Ontology annotation, molecular function: protein binding; fatty-acyl-CoA binding. The transcript has 8 exons.